ACCCCACGCACACUCAUAACAUAAAAACACACUCACAUGUUCACACCGACGCACGCGCUCGUGCUCGCGCUCACAGUGCUGCAGGUAGUAACUCCUCCCCCUCCAUUCUGCCGUUUUAAACACAAUAACCGCCGCUUCUCUGGAUCUGUGGACAAACCGGCCUCAGGUCGGACGGGAUUUCUACGUUUCCUUCAGUUUACAGGUCACAGAUCUUCUGAGUGACUACAAAGUCAGUCUCUGACCUCUGACCUGCUCUGCUGACUGGCUUGUGUGAGGACCUCAGCCGUUGGUUCUUGUUGCAUUGAGGCUGGGCGGUGGUGAUGAAGAGAAGGAUGAGGUACCUUGACAGCUCAGCUGCACGUGUUGACGUGUAAAAGCACGCAAAGGUCAUCUCACCUGCAGCAGCUGCAGAGCAUGCAGACGGAGUGGGCUGAGUCUUUGAAAGUCAUGGAUCAUAUGGCGCAGAAGCUUUGGAAUUCUUUGAAAUCCUUGGCAUAAAGAAUAUUCCUUGAAAUACCAAAAACUAAAGCUGAUUAUUCACUGGAUUGUUGAACCAAAUGGAUCCUUAAAAACAGAACCAUUUGACAUUGAAAUUUCACAAAUACAGUGGAAUUUACAACAAAGGACAUAAAACCUUUGGAACUGUGAGAACUAAAACCUGGGAUACAAAACUGGAUGUCCUUUUUGAAUCUUGUUUUUUUUUUUUGGAAAAUCUUUUGUCACAGUUCUUGCAAUUUAAAAAUGUAGAGCCUAUAAAUACAAGUUAGAGAACAUUAAACUGUCCAAGGUUCAGCUAAAUAGCAGCUAAAUCGACAAAUUUAUUUCAGCAGCAGAGUUACUUUUUUCCCGCUCACACCUUUCUUUUUUCCUUUUUCCUGCUCUGUCCAUCCUGUUGGGAGUUUUUGCAUCAUACUUUUAUCUUCAUCCUCCUCUCGGUUGGAGGAAAUGGCCCUGUCUGCUUCGAUACGAGAACGGACCACGGGAAGUUGAUCCCUACAGGGAGUGAGGCUGAGAGACAAACAAGGAGAGAGAGAGAGAGUGGAAUAUGUCGUGGAAGAGGAAUUACUUUGCAUCAGGUAGCAGUGGAAGUGGUGUUGGUGGAGGCAGCGGCAGCGGCGGUGGCGGUGGUGUGGAUGGUGGGAUGCAGGGAAUCUUGACGCCUCGCACCAUGACGUCCAUCGCUCCCAGUAAAGGGUUGAGCAACGAACCUGGACAGAACAGCUGCUUCCUGAACAGUGCCCUGCAGGUCCUGUGGCACCUCGAUAUCUUCCGUCGUAGUUUCCGUCAGCUGACAACUCACAAGUGUAUGGAGGACUCAUGCAUUUUCUGCGCUCUUAAGAGUAUCUUCGCUCAGUUUCAGUACAGCAGUGAGAAGGUUUUACCGUCCGACGCUCUUCGCAGUGCGCUCGCCAAAACCUUCCAGGAUGAGCAGAGGUUUCAGCUCGGCAUCAUGGACGAUGCUGCAGAGUGCUUCGAAAACAUCCUGAUGAGGAUUCACUUCCACAUUGCAGAUGAGACCAAAGAAGACAUUUGCACAGCCAGACACUGCAUCCCUCACCAGAAGUUUGCCAUGACACUCUUUGAACAGUGUGUGUGCAGCAGCUGUGGAGCGUCCUCAGACCCUCUGCCCUUCAUUCAGAUGGUCCACUACAUCUCCACCACCUCGCUGUGCAAUCAGGCAGUGAAGAUGUUAGAGUCGAGGGACAAGGCAACUCCCAGCAUGUUUGGCGAGCUGCUGAGAAACGCCAGCAUGGGAGACCUCCGCAACUGUCCUAGUCAGUGUGGUCAGCAGCUCAGGAUGGCUCGUGUCCUCCUCAACAGUCCAGAGAUCAUCACCAUUGGUCUGGUUUGGGACUCUGAUCACUCAGACCUGGCUGAAGACGUCAUUCACACCCUUGGGACCUGCCUGCGUCUGGGUGAUUUGUUUUACCGGGUGACGGAAGAGAAGGCCCGUCAGUCGGAACUCUAUCUGGUUGGCAUGGUCUGUUACUACGGGAAACAUUACUCCACCUUCUUCUUCCAAACAAAGAUCAGACGAUGGAUGUACUUCGAUGAUGCACAUGUCAAGGAGAUCGGUCCUAAGUGGAAGGACGUGGUUUCUCGCUGCAUCAAGGGCCACUACCAGCCUCUGCUGCUGCUGUAUGCUGACCCCCGGGGGACACCAGUUUCAGCGCAGGACCUGCCCUCACGCCUUGACCUCCACCACCUCAACAAGGCCUGUUACGACAGCGAAGACUCGGGCCGCGAGCCGUCAAUCUCCAGCGACACUCGCACCGAUUCGUCGACGGAGAGCUACUCGUACCGACAGCCCUCCCAUUCUCACCAUGAGUCCCUGGCCAGUCACUACUCCUCUGACUCCCAGGGAACCGUCAUCUGCCUCGAACGCCCAGAUGGACCCCUGCAUGCCUCGCUCUGCAGCCUGGAUACCAUAGGCCACGUGACGGACAGUGAGCAGCACCAAUCUCUGAGGAAGGGAGGCGGGGCUGGGGAUAGGAGGCGGAGCUCUAGCCGCACCCGGCGAUCUAAACCUGACAAGGAGGCCUCGUCGGCCGGGUACCACAGCGAGGGAGAGACGCUGAAGGAGCAGCAGGUUCCUCGUCACCUCCCCAAACCUCCCUCCUCCUUCUCAUCCUCAACUAGUCGCCUCCGAGACUUCAAGGAGACCAUGAGCAACAUCAUCCACAGCCGACCCCUCUCCUCCUCUUCCUCCACUUCUUUACCGGCUGCUGUCCUCUCGUCUGAAAUUACCUCCUCCACCAACAGCCACCACCACCCUGUCACUGCUUCCACUCCCUGCUCAUCCUCCUCCAAUAAACCUCAUGACUGGGAGGCUGACAGCACCAGUAGUGAGUCCAAGUCCAGCUCCUCUGGAGGGACAGGGUCAGGGAGGUAUCGGCCAGCAUGGAAGCCCCGGAGGGAGGCACUCAACAUCGACAGCAUCUUUACCCGUGAGAGGCGAAGGCAGGCGGGAUACAGCCCACUCGGAGCCUCCCUGCCCGACGACUGUGGAGCUACAGCCUCCGAGGGAGCCGAUGCCUCCUUCCUGGUCCCGCCAGAGGUGAUGCCGGUCAGGCUGGGCUCCUCCUGGACUCUCCCCAAUACCUCCAGCAGCCACAGAGGAGGACCUGCAGGUGGAGGUGGAAGUGCAGGAGGUGUAGGGGGUGCAGAGCUGCCUCCCCCUCCUCCUCCUCCUCCCAGGCUGAUCCAAAGGAUGGAGAGCGGAUACGAGAGCAGCGAGAGGAACAGCAGCAGCCCGGUCAGCCUGGACCUGAAUGUGGGUGACAGAGAGUGUGUUGUGAAGAAGGCUUCGAUCUCCUCCUCUUCCUCGGGACCGUCAUGGAGGAACAUCAGGUCAAAAAGCAGUGGUGCUUUGCUGCAGGAGGUCAGCUCUUCCAGCAGGGGGAGCCUUGCGCCCCCCGCAGGCCGCAGCGAGCUGGAUGAGUUGCAGGAGGAGGUGCUGAGGAGAGCAAGGGAAGAGGAGCAGCAGCGACGACAGGAGAAGGAGAGAGAGGCGGCGCUCGGCUUCAACCCAAGACCCAGCAAGUACCUGGACCUGGACCAGCUGCAGAUCCAGGGUAAAGGUGACAGCUUCGAGCGGUGUGUGUCAGAGGCGGAGCUCCUGCUGGACCAGUCGGUGCGUCUGGAACAAGCGGGCGAGGUCGCCGCGGCGCUGUCGGCUGUCAAUGAAGCAGUCUCCAAACUGCGGCCCAUGGCGGCUGAGAGUGGAGCUAGUAGUCACAGCCGGCUGCAGCGCUGCAUGAGGAGAGCCCGCAGCCUGCAGCAACGCAUGCAACUGCAGAAGCAGCAGGACUCAGAGGCAGUCAGACAGCAACCACAGCAACCAGAGCAACAACAGGAGGAGGGGCAGCAGCUCCAGGAACAGUCCAGUGAAAAGCCUCUCACGCUCCAAAUACUUCUGACAAACAGACAGGGCGACCAGUCAGCUACCAGUCAGGACCAACAAGCCCCGCCUCUCUCUCCCUGCCUUGUUAAGCCCCCUCCCCCCACAACAAACAAAGUCUCUGACCCUGCUUCCAGCACCGUGGCCCCUACAUGUUCUCCCAAAGAGGACAGCAGGACUGGGGGCCCCUGUUCUCGCACUGAGAAACCCCUAUCUAACACUGGGUCCCUCCCUGCUGUGUGUGUGGACACCUGGGAGCAGAGUCUGGAUGAUUUGGCUCCACCCCUUCUACCUGAUGAUGCAGACCAUUCUGCCCAGUGGGCCAGAAAGCCGCCUGUUCCCAUCCCAGCACAAGCCCCACCCCCACCCAGGCUGUACUCCCGAACCCCAUCGCCCGUCAACACCAAUGACAGGUGCCAUCUGAUGAUGCAGGACGAGCCAUAUUACAUCAGACAGCCACAAACGCCACCCCCUGUAUCUAGCCCCGCCACCAGACUAGCACCUACCCCUCCCACAUGUCCCACCAGAAACUGGUCCUGCUUACACCUGGACAUGCCCGAUGUUGUUGAUUCUCCUGAUCCACCAAGCUAUACACCCCCCGACUCACCCUUCAGUGCCCCUCCGCCUCCUGCGAAUCGGCCAGGUCGGACCUCCUCUCCGCCCCCCAGCCAGGACUACAGAGCAGCCCUGCCUGUGGAGCGCUGGGCAGAGAAUGUCAACAGAUACUACGGGUCCCAGACUGCAGCAGGAGGAGGAGGAGGAGGGGAAGAGGCAGUGCCCGGUGAGGAGCUGUCAGAGCUGGACUCGCUGUACCAGGCCAGUCUGCUGGCUCCCAGCAUGCACCGGGGCAGCCGUGGAGUCAGUCCUCAGCCAACCAGCAACAAACCAGGUGUGAGGAGAAUGAUGCCAGGAUCCGGACGGUCCAAAACACCAACGGCAGAGCUAGAGAGAUAUGCCUACCGAACACCGGUUACACCUCUGCAUAAGCAGCCGUCAGGUGAGGACGAGAGCUACAGCGCAGAAAACCUGCGACGCAUCGCCCGCAGCCUGAGUGGAACCGUCAUCGGGUCACGACCCCAAAAUUUUGGCCUUUCCCGCAGCUGUGACCCCUCUGUGUCCAGGCCCCCCCCCAGACACGCCGACCUCUACGCCUCCUCUUCCUCCACCCUCCUCCGUCGCCCCAGCACUUCCUCCCUGCACCUCCCUUCUGCCUCUUCCUCCUCCUCCACCUCCUUCACUACAGAUCCCUCCUACCAGUACCUCCAACACCUCCAACACCACCAACCCCGACACCACGGCCCCUCACCUCCUGCACCUCCUCCACAGCACCCCCCCUUGCAGACAUCACGGCCCCACAGCUCGGGCCUCUCCUCCUGGGGACGCACAGGAGCUGGACCGAGUGUCCAGCAGCAGUUUCUGGUUGUGUCUGACCGGCAUCAAGCUCUCUCAGGUCAAGGCCUCCACAGCGUCGCGAUGAGUUAUGGCACUCUGCCCCGGGCUCCUCGCCGAGCCCCACCUUCCUCCUCCUCCCUCCCCAGGCCCAGAACUGGCUCCGGUCCGGCAACCCCACCUGGUCCACAGAAUCUCUACGCCACCCUGUCCCACCCUCGCCGCUCGGCCACCACCGCAACAAACGGCCACUACCGGCAACCAUCUCUGCCCGUUAAAGUCAACGGUCCGACCCACUACGCUCCUCACCACCUCAGGGUGCCGGGGGAAGCCCCCACCCAGCCUCUUCGUCUGGACAUCCCCCCUGAGAGCGACUGGCGCCGCGAUGCCGACUACAGGACUGUCCAACGCAGCUCCUCCUGGGACCUCCGCGCCGCUCGCCACCACCAGCCCCUCCAGCGGACCGACUCCCAUCAGCCUCCUCUGCCCCGGCCCCGCAGGGACCCUAUGCUCUGCUCCCUCUGCCAGCAGCUUCCCGCUGAGCCGUCACGCCCCUACUGCCCGUCCUGUGGCGCUUACGUGGCUCGGUUCCGCCCGACCAGCUGAUCAGGCCUGAGGCUCACAGCAAGGGUGCCCCCUUCCCCUCCCUGACAAUUUUUCACAUUUUUUUUGUUCGGCAGAUUCCCCAACAGCAGAGCUUUAUUUCAAAUGUCUCAUAUCCAUCAUUACCUGAAAUCUUAACAGUGAGGAUUCAGCCUGUUUUUUGUAUUUAAAGUGUGCCAACAUUUCUUUAAACUGAAAGCUGCUCAUCGUUUUGUCAGGCUGAUGGUGGAUAUGUUAUUUUGGAAUAAAAUUCUUUGACUGGUCUGCAGCAUCAUCUGGGGAGACAAACAAGAUCUUAAUUUAGACAUCUGGCACUUUAAAGCUGGGGUGGGCAGAAAUCUAGAAAUGCCAGGAUUUGAAAGCACAGCCCUCCUCCUGCAGCUCUCCCCUCUCCCCGCUCCUCCUCACCAGACGAGCACGAGCAUGCGCUUCAAAGACGGCAGCUGUGAGUCUUUGGCUACGGUUAGCAGAAGGCUACGUAACCACUUCACCGAUACUGACACAUAUCGAGUUGGACGGACGCUUACGCACGCACAUCUGCAUUUGUAGAACAGUCAGUAGGAAUGCUUACACUCUCUAAAAAGACCUGUGAUUGGCCUAGAGUCUGCCAGCACGGCCGAUAGACGGUAGAUUUUCUAAAGCCUGAAAACAGAGCCCAGAGGAGGUGCGGCGUAGUUUUCUCUCGGACCACUUGAAUUACUAAUGUGCUGACAGGUGGUUUUUGCCCAGUGAUGCCAAAAAAUGACUGCCUGCCCCAGCUUUAAGAGUCUUUUGCCGUUCUGUGGGAAUUUUUAACGACAGUCUCAUUUUCAGAACAGUCGCCUUUUCUCCUGCUUCACAACACACAUUCACAUUCAGAACCCACCUUGCCUUGUCCCUCCCAGCCCCCAUCUGGACGCCUACAGCAAGACCACUAAACGAACAAUAUCACACAGACAGAUCUCCUACAGUCAGUAUAUGUCUAUGAAUGUCUGCUGGAUUGAAGCACAUUUAUAUUUCUAAUCGAGAUAAAGCACCCUAAUACAGAGCAGGAUAGUGGAGAAAAGCUGGCAGAUGACGGAUGGAUGAUGAACUCUGGACAAGAUUGAAAAGCCAAGUUUUGUGAUGAACAGCAGGUCCGUGUGAUCAGUCCAUACAGACGCUGCUGCUAACCUGCUGUCUGUUGAACUGCUAACAAAAUAAGAAAAAACUGUUUUGAAACCGCGUCACCAGAAGUUUAUUUUUUACGCUUUUUAAAGUGGAUUGUUUUGAGAGAAAAUUAACAUUGGCCACUCUGAAAAAUGUGCCAUCAGUCAGGCUGGAGUAAAAAUGACUAAAUGAUUCAUUAGUACGGAAAAUGUGUUCAAUCUGACUGCAGCGUGUGCAGCUGAACAGACAGCAGGUUCCUUGAAGCGGCUGAACCUUCACAGCUGCUCGCAUCGACACAGGAAGUGAAGGACACAAGACAUGACAGGAAGACAGGAAAUAGAGAAGGAACUUUUGAGGGAGUUCCUUCCUUCAGACUCCCUGAGGACCUCUGAUUAUAAAUCCACUCAACUUAUUCCUCUAUUUAUUUUUGUAGGCUUGUCAGACUGAGUUGUGCAUAGAUUAACUAAACUAUUCUACCUGCCUAACCUGAGUAUACUCUACUAUAGACCUGAUCUAAUUUUAUAAAGUGAGUUAGUCACCUUGUUUGGGAUGUCCAGCCUUCUUAUACUUGUACAUGAGGCUGAUUUCUGUCAUUUCAGAGCCUGUUAGAGGAUUUUAGAUGAAGAACUAAAGCUUUUAUUUUAACAGAGUUGCAGCUAAUAUUUAGCAUGAUGUUUUCAGACGUAUUAUAGCCUUGAGAGAAUCACUCGACUUUGGUGUACAUUUAUUGUAAUGAUGAUAUAUGCAGAUCCUUUUUAGUGCAGUGACUCGACUGCAUUUAAUGCUAAUUUAGUGCACUUCACAAGUGUUGAAGAUAGAUUUCUUUCUUUUUUUGCUUGUCGCUGAUUUCUUUCGACAUCUCUCCCAUCGCUCAGGGAGGAGCUUCUCUUGUGUUUCUACUCAGACCACAUUAGGUUGGUUUGGUAGAUUAUGAAGGAACACCUUAAAAUCAAGAAUGCUGUUUGUGAACAGACUGAAAGCCUUGUGUCCUACUGCCAAGAAUCCAGGGGAAUUCUGCUAGAAGUGCUGACCCCCACUCACCUGGUGCUCCAGGUGAGUUAAAACAAGGAAACCCAAGUCUGGUCUGAAGUCUGGGAAACGUUGACUUAUUUCACCCAUUAUUUUCCUGCAGAUUACUGAAGAUAUUGAUAAUUACGAUGACUAGUCACUUAUAUUAAUAAGGAGCUAAAUGUGAAAUAAUAAUGUUUAUCGAUUCCUUAAAACAUCCCCUUCGUUGCAGCCCUGAUGUUGGUACAAACAGAGGCUCUCAUCUGCUGUUUGACAGAAUAUCACCUUUUCACAAUAAAACCUGAUUUUAAUUCAACUUUGAAAUUUGCAUUUCAGACCAGACCUGAGUUGAUUAUAGUAAAGAUGCAACACAAAGUGUCAGUAAUUCAAAUGAAGUUAUUUUUUCAUCAUGUCAAAGUUCGUGUUUUGGCUUUUUUUUUGCUUCACCAGAUUUUAUUUUGUUGAUUUUGGUAUAUUUUUGAUGCUUAUUUUUCUACACUGUAGACUUAACAGAAAUGAUAAGAUGAUUAAAAUGUUUAAGGACAAGUUUAGAGUGUCUUAGAUUUUUAUUUUAGUAGCAAAUCAUCACAUUUACUGUGGAAGCUGCUCACCUGCUGUGACAUCCUUCAGCUGAUUCCUUUAACUUCACCACAGUUUGAAGUGUUUUUGCCUGAAUUGACUUCAUAUGUUUGUUGGAUUUUCCUGAUGCAUUUAUCAUGCAUUAGUAAUGUUUGAGUUUUGAUUCUUUAGUCAAACGGGUGUGAUGGAUUUGGAGUCUGAAUGUUUGACAGACUAAGAAAUUUAAACCAAAGAGAGAAAGUAUAACAUCAUGAAUGGCUGGUAAAAAAUCUGUUCAGAUUAGUUCAGUUUUUAUUUUGUUUCCCAUACAACAGCUGAGCAGAGUGUGGUCUGUGUUCAGAUACAGAGACUUGGUCAUUUGAGAUGUUCACAUUUCUUUUCCUGCUGAUUCAGUAGAACUUUUCCCAGCAGACAUGUUGACUUGUCACAGCAGCGCGGUCGUUUUUGAUGUUAUCAGUUCCACCUGUGCUUUCCCUGCUCAGAUGAGCCGACGUGUCUGCUGUGAAAAAGCUCUCAGCCUUUUGUGUUUUCAUGCUGUGCUGACGGAAAGAUUCUGUAUUUUUGCAAUAAAGUCGUCAGCACUCAGAGGAGGAGCAGCUGAAAUAA
Molecule: messenger RNA, 9214 nt
Organism: Lates calcarifer (barramundi perch)
Lineage: Eukaryota; Metazoa; Chordata; Actinopteri; Centropomidae
Product: inactive ubiquitin carboxyl-terminal hydrolase 54
Biological process (GO): protein deubiquitination
Molecular function (GO): cysteine-type deubiquitinase activity
Source: RefSeq, a predicted model, not a curated record